Micromonas pusilla CCMP1545 is the source of this 2256-nucleotide messenger RNA. RefSeq lists its product as uncharacterized. The record is from RefSeq and is a predicted model, not a curated record. Bases 1 to 2256 code for a protein of 751 amino acids. Lineage: Eukaryota; Viridiplantae; Chlorophyta; Mamiellophyceae; Mamiellales; Mamiellaceae. The transcript has a single exon.
AUGCGAUUCUUUGUGAUGAGCUUAUUUACACAACACGUGAUGAUGCCUACACGUACAUACAGUAUAAUUCGUGAAUACAGUACUGUACGUCGCCCCUCGGCUCGAAUACCGUCCGCGCGUCCGUCUCAUCGCAGCAACUCCGUCGUGUCCUCGAUCGACGUCGCGUUCGCGGCGUCCGUGGCGUUCGCGGCGUCCGUGGCGUCCGUGGCGUUCGCGAGUGCCUCCACCUUCGCCGUCGCGUUCGUCGCGUUCGCGGCGUCCGUGGCGUUCGCGAGUGCCUCCGCCUUCGCCGUCGCGUUCGUCGCGUUCGGCGGCGGCGCGGGUGCGGGCGCGGGCGCGGGCGCGGGCGCGGGCGCGGGCGCCUCCUCCUUCUCCUUCUCCUUCUUCUCCUUCUUCUCCGACUCGUCCAUCGCCUUCAAAUUCUCCUCGCACGUCUCCGAGUCCAGCUUCAACUUUUUCAGAUCGAACCCGUCCUCGGACGCGAGCUCGUGCGCGAGCUUCACCUUGGCAUCCUUCUCCGCCCACUCCGCGCGCUUUUUCGCAAACUUCAACCCGAGCGCGUCGCAGCCGUGCACCUCCUUCGCGGUGUCGCCCAGCUUCCUCGCGGACGCCUCCAUCGCCGCGGUCGCGUUCUUCGCCGCUCUCGUGCUCUCCUCGAGCGCUUCGAUCUUUUCCAGCGCGGCGUCCUUCUCGCGCGUCGCGCGGUUCUUCGCUCGACGGAGGUCCUGCUCGGAUUUUUUUUCGCGGUCGAGCGCGGCGGUGAGACGGUUGAUCUCGUCCGAGUCCUUCUGCGCUUGGCCGCCGUCGGCGUCGGCGACCGCGUCGGCGUCUUUGGCGGCGUCUUUCGCGUCGUCUUUCGCGUCGUCCUCCUCCUUGUCGUCCACUUCGUCCCCCUCCUCCUCCUCGUCGUCGUCGGAAGUGCUGUUCUUCUUCGUCUUCGUCAACAGCUUGCGCCGCGUGUUCAUCAGGCUCGAAAACUCGUCCUCGGGCGACGCCGGCGCCGCCUCCGCCGUCGUCGUCUCCGCCUCUUUCGCGUCGGCGUCGGCGUCGGCAUCGGCGUCGUCGCCGCCUUUAUCGUCCGCCGCCGUCGUCGUCGUCGUCGUCGUCGUCGUCGCCGCCGCCGCCGUCGUCGCGAGCGCGUCGUCGAUCCCCUCCGUCGUCGCCGGCGCCGGCGCCGCCGUCGCCGGCGCCGCCGUGUCGUUCACGCCCAACGCGUCGUCGAUCAAGUCGUCGCUCGUGGACUCGAGCGUCUCCGCGGCGGUGCGUUCCUCUGCUUUCUUCGCCUCGAUCGCCGCGUCGCGAUCCGUCUUGAUUUUCGCCGUGCACGCCGCAAACGCCGCCUUGGCCUCCUCGACAUCCUCCUUCAGCGCCUUGAGCUUCUCUCGCGCCGACGUGUCGCCGACGCGCUUCACGAGGACGGAUCGAACGAGGUCAUACUUUUCGAUCGUGUCCUCGCAUUUCGCUCGAGAUGUCGCUCGCUGCGUCGCGUUCGACGCCUUCGCGGCGGCCGCAUCGGCGUCGGCGGCGUCCUUUUCCUUCAUUUUCUCCUCCUCCUCCGCCUUCGUCUCUCGUUCGUCGUCGUCGUCGUCGUCUGCCUUCUUCUUCUUCUUCUUUCUCCCGAGCGAAGCGCCCGUCGGGCUCUCGCGCUUCGCGCGCGCGAGCGCCGCCGCCGGGGCGUUCCCGUCGUCUUCGUCGAGCGCGCCGUCGAGACCGAGUCGCGGCGCGCGCGCGAUUCGCGCCGCGUCGACGGCGCGAGCGUCAUCGUCUCCCCCGAGCGCGACCGGGGCGAUCGAUCCUCCUCCCGCGCCGCGCGCGAGCGCCGCGGCGAGCGCGGCGACGAGCGCGAGCGUCGCCGCGAGCGCGACCGCGCGCGUCCACGACGCCGAGGACGCGCGCGAGGCGCGGAUCAACGGCGCCCUCUCGUCCGCGGACGGCAUGGUGAGUUGGGACGGACGUUGGCUAUCGAUCGAGACGAGGCCGCGGCUCGACCAACAAUCAAAAGAUAACACCCUCGGUGGGUCGCGUCUGGACGUCCGUCGCGGCGGGUUCGACGCGCGCGACGACGCGGCGCGCGACUCCGAAGCGGGUUCGCGCGAGUUCUGGCGCGGGGGCGCGUCGGGCGCGCCGCGUGCUGUGCGGCGUUCGCGCGUUCCGCGCGCGCCCGCCUUUUUUUUAGGGGUUCUUGUUUCCCUCGACGCGAAAGGCGAAACCGCCUGGAAGGAUCACAGCAAACGAUGUUCAUCGCAGAUGAGUUGA